UCUCGGCCCCGAAACCCAAAACCUUCACCUCUUCACUCUCUCUUUCUUUAUAUACCUUCUCGAACGAAGUCUCAUCUUCGUCACCGUCCAAGCAUGGCCGGAGCUAGUGCCGGCGUCUGCCCGGCGUUGCCAGUGACCUCACCGUCGCUUCUCCUCCUUCUAAUCCUCUGUUAUCUAUCUAUGGUCACUCCGGCCAAAGCUUGGCGGCCAUGGCCGCACCUCGGCUCAAACUCUAGCUCGAGUUUGGGCGAAUCGAAGAAGUACGAGGGGUCAUCGGAGUUCGUGCAGCUGAGGUACCACAUGGGGCCAGUGCUGACGGCGAACAUCACCGUCCACCCAAUCUGGUACGGCCAGUGGACUCCGGCGCAGAAGCGGAUCAUCAGGGCCUUUCUAAGAUCCAUCUCGCCCGUCGGCGACACGACGGUGCGUUGGCCAUCAGUGGAGGGAUGGUGGCGCACGGUGGCAAUGUACACGGACCAGACCGGAGACAAUGUGAGCCGCACUGUCCGGCUCGGCGCCGAGAAGAACGAUCGCCAUUACUCCCAUGGCCGAUCUACCCGCCUCUCCAUUCAACACGUCAUUCGGUCCGCCGUCACGGCGAAAACUCGGCCGUUGCCGGUGAACCCUAGGGGAGGGCUUUAUCUCCUCCUCACUUCCGCCGAAGUCGCCGUCGAGGAUUUUUGUGGCCAGGUUUGCGGAUUCCACUACUUCACAUUCCCAUCGAUCGUGGGAUACACGCUACCCUACGCGUGGGUUGGGAACGCAGAGCGGCAAUGCCCCGGCGUGUGCUCGUGGCCAUUUGCUGUGCCGGAAGGCUACGGCGGACCACGUGCCGGAGCGCCACCGAACGGGGAGGUGGGAGUGGAUGCGAUGGUGAGCGUUAUCGCGCACGAGGUGGCGGAGUUGGCAUCGAAUCCACUCGUCAACGCUUGGUACGCCGGGGCGGACCCUUGUUUUCCGACGGAGAUUGCGGAUCUCUGUGAGGGCAUCUACGGCACCGGCGGCGGCGGCUCGUACACCGGGCAACUCACCGUCGAUGAGCGCGACGGCGCAGCGUAUAAUUUGAAUGGAGUUGGAGGAAGGAGGUUCUUGGUGCAGUGGGUUUGGCACCCGGAGCUUAAUUAUUGUUAUGGGCCUAAUGCUUUGGAUUAAAGAGAGAUUAGUGAUAGGUAUAUGUUUUUACAUAAUUUUAUUAUUAGGAAAAAUAGUGGAAAAUGGUUUUUUUUUUCUUUUAAUUUUGGAGUUUUAUGAUGGUUUAUGUAAGGAGGGGAGGGUAGUGCAAGGAUAAUAAUAAACAUGAAGUUGCAGAUUGAGAUCUGUAUUUGAGGGGUGUUUGGUAUGGUUGUACAUAUGAAGUGUUUCAAUUUUUAAUGGAGUGUUUUUGUUUAUGA
This is a messenger RNA of Dioscorea cayenensis subsp. rotundata (Guinea yam), 1391 nucleotides long. Its product is annotated as protein EXORDIUM-like 3. The record is from RefSeq and is a predicted model, not a curated record. NCBI's taxonomy places the organism in Eukaryota, Viridiplantae, Streptophyta, Magnoliopsida, Dioscoreales, Dioscoreaceae.